Lampris incognitus (smalleye Pacific opah) is the source of this 1743-nucleotide messenger RNA. It is a transcript of the gene ddi2, whose product is annotated as DNA-damage inducible protein 2. Gene Ontology annotation, biological process: proteolysis. The record is from RefSeq and is a predicted model, not a curated record. The transcript is spliced from 10 exons. Gene Ontology annotation, molecular function: protein binding; aspartic-type endopeptidase activity. Lineage: Eukaryota; Metazoa; Chordata; Actinopteri; Lampriformes; Lampridae. The coding region runs from base 360 to 1607 and encodes 415 amino acids.
UACUGGACCUCAACGACCUCAACCGCAUUUAAAGAGAAGAAAGUGUCUCACGACAGCAAAUCAUAUUUUCCGGCAUAUCAUAAAUAUAAAACAAAAUACGGCGUUUGCAUUGCCGUAGAAUGCUCCGAACAGAACUGUUAAAACGAAAGCCGCCUUACACAAAGGAAAGUGUUCAGAACGAGUACUUCUUUCCACUUGACGUCUGUUCCCGCUGAUAUAGGUAUUUGCGCUCGGUUAAAGCCAAGCCGGAACAAAAAAAAGAUUAGCCUGACUUGAGUGGAAACAGGGAGCGACAACACUCAGCUGGACGACAUUGUAAGCUCGGCGGGUUGGUCGGCUGAUCCUGCCCCAGAGAAGAGAUGCUGGUGACCGUCUUCUGCGCUAUGAGGGACCGCCCGGAAACCACGUUCGCCCUCGACGUGUCUCCGGAGCUGGAGCUCCGAGACUUCGUAGCGCUUUGCGAACUGGAGUCAGGAAUCCCGGCUGACGAAAUCCAGGUACUGUAUGUUGAGCAGCCUUUAAAGGACCCUACUCGUGCCUUGGGCACCUAUGGUGUUAAGGAUGGAGAUGUGGUGGUUCUCAGACAGGCAGAAAGAAGGCCACCACCAACUCAACCAGCCUUCCCAGGUCUGCCACACAUUGACUUUCGUUCCAUCACAGUUCCAGGCACCUCCUCUUCAACCAGUCAAGGUGCUGUCACAAGACAACCACUUCAGGCCCCACCGCAACCACCACCGCAGCAGCGCCCUCAACAACCAUCCUCAUCAAUGGCCUUCCGUGGCUCUGGCUCCUCUCCACAGGGGUUAGAUGAUCCUGCCUUACUUCAGGAGAUGCUAUUGUCCAAUCCGCAUGAGCUGUCACUACUCAAGGAGCGCAAUCCACCUCUUGCCGAGGCCCUGCUGAGUGGAGACCUAGAGCGUUUCACCAAAGUGCUGCUAGAGCAACAACAGGAUCGGGCUCGGAGGGAGCAAGAACGUAUCAGACUGCUGACAGCUGAUCCUUUUGAUUUAGAAGCUCAGGCAAAGAUUGAGGAAGACAUCAGGCAACACAAUGUGGAAGAAAAUAUGACCAUUGCAAUGGAAGAGGCCCCAGAAAGCUUCGGACAGGUUGUUAUGCUCUACAUCAACUGCAAAGUCAAUGGUCACCCUGUGAAAGCUUUUGUUGACUCAGGGGCCCAGAUGACAAUAAUGAGCCAGGCAUGCGCUGAACGCUGUAACAUCAUGCGACUGGUGGACCGUCGCUGGGCUGGGAUCGCUAAGGGUGUGGGCACUCAGAAGAUCAUCGGCAGAGUUCACUUGGCUCAGGUCCAGAUAGAGGGAGACUUCCUACCUUGUUCUUUCUCCAUUCUGGAGGACCAGCCAAUGGACAUGCUACUUGGGUUGGAUAUGCUGAAGAGACACCAGUGCUCCAUUGACCUGAAGAAGAGCGUGCUACUAAUCGGCACAACGGGCACCGAGACUCGUUUCCUUCCCGAGGCAGAGCUCCCAGAGUGUGCUCGCCUAGCAUAUGGGGCAGAGGGGCGUGAAGAUGCCCGUCCAGAGGAGAUAGCUGAUCGAGAACUGGCUGAGGCACUUCAGAGAUCCAUACAGGAGAGCGGACAGCACUGAUGCAUUUGGCGAGACAGCUGGAGAGGGCCUUUCCAACCAGACACUGCAGAUGGACAAACUACCUCAUCGGAACCCCCAUCUUGCCCAUUGCCCACACCCUUAGAUGAAAUACCCCCUUCCCAAACCCCUUCCUUUG